AUACUUUGGUGUAAGUUACUUAGUGCUUGAACAGAAUUGUCGAAAUGACGGCUUGCUGCAAUCUUGAUUCCAGGAAGGCUUGGGAGUGUAGUGGUCAGAAUUAUCGCAGUAUAUUUGAGCGCGAUUCCGGGAUUGUCACUGAGAUGCAGAUGAAGAUAAGGCGCGGGCCGGUUCCCCUCCAAAAGUCGAUCCGGGACCCCUAUAAUGAUGUACGGCGGUGGGCGCACUGACCCGCCGACAGGAAGCUCCAACCAACGUCACACCCAACUCGGCAUACGCGAACUCUCACCUAUUCGUAUUCCAGCUUCAACCCAGAUGCUCCCCAGAGCUUCCACCACCAGCCCACCAUGUCGCGCAGAGUAGCGAAAGGAGACUACAUUGAGACCGACACAGGCAACAAGGUCGCCCGCAAAGCAACCCUCGUCGGAACCCAGAACAUCAUGCUAGGCGGCAAGACGGUAAUCCAACCAGAGGUCAUGAUCCGCGGUGACCUCGCUCGCUCAGCACAGCCCUCUGCGGGCGGCGCCCCGGCCAACAGCACGGCCGUCGCGAUCGGGAGGUACUGCUUCCUCUCUAGGGGCGCGCUCCUCCGGCCCCCGGGACGGAUGUACAAAGGAGCCUUCACAUACAUGCCGCUCCGCAUGGGCGACCAUGUCUUCGUCGGCGCAAACGUCGUCAUCCAGGCCGCCUCGAUCGGGAACCACAUCCAUAUCGGCCGCGACUGCGUCAUUGGUGAGUUCGCCAUCGUCAAGGACUACGUUCGCAUCCUCGAGGGCACAGUAGUGCCGCCCAACAUGGUGAUUCCGAGCUUCAGCGUCGUCGCAGGCCAGCCGGCGCGCGUGGUGGGCGAGGUACCCGAGGGUGGGCACGAGGAGUUUGAGUUGAGGGAGCUGUAUAAGACGGUGGGGAAUAAUCCGCAGCCUUUGACUGCGUGACUUCGAAUGGGCUGCAAUGAAGAGAGAUGCGCGGGAUCUAAGAAGUUGGUUGACAGUUUGGCAUUUGCUUGCGCGAUGGAGAUGGAGUUUGGCGUAGGCCGAGCUUUGAGCUCAAAAUGAUACCCUUUCUUUUUCGCAGUGAAGACUUUGUGCCUGUCCCAUUCUGACUUCCACGUGUGGCAGCAACAUGCCUUGACGUUGCGCAUGAGGGAA
Molecule: messenger RNA, 1148 nt
Organism: Colletotrichum acutatum
Lineage: Eukaryota; Fungi; Ascomycota; Sordariomycetes; Glomerellales; Glomerellaceae
Product: dynactin Arp1 p25 subunit
Exons: 3
Coding region: 348-935 (195 amino acids)
Cellular component (GO): dynactin complex
Source: RefSeq, a predicted model, not a curated record